Molecule: messenger RNA, 2883 nt
Organism: Rhodotorula graminis WP1
Lineage: Eukaryota; Fungi; Basidiomycota; Microbotryomycetes; Sporidiobolales; Sporidiobolaceae
Exons: 7
Coding region: 8-2746 (912 amino acids)
Biological process (GO): intra-Golgi vesicle-mediated transport; endoplasmic reticulum to Golgi vesicle-mediated transport; retrograde vesicle-mediated transport, Golgi to endoplasmic reticulum
Cellular component (GO): COPI vesicle coat
Molecular function (GO): structural molecule activity; protein binding
Source: RefSeq, a predicted model, not a curated record
AGCCGCCAUGCUGCUCGACAUCAACCGCAAGCUCUUGACACGGUGUGCUCGCGUCAAGUCGGUCGACUUCCACCCGACUGAACCCUGGUUGAUCACCGGCCUCUACACGGGCAACGUCAUCAUCUACCAUGUCGACACGGGCGCUAUCAUCAAGACGUUCGAGGUGACCGAGGUCCCCGUGCGCUGCGUCCGCUUCAUCGCCCGCAAGAACUGGUUCGUGUGCGGCUCGGACGACUUUCACCUGCGCGUCUUCAACUACAACACGGGCGAGAAGGUGACGGCACUCGAGGCCCACCCGGACUACAUUCGCUGCCUCGCCGUCCACCCGACCCAGCCCCUCGUCCUCACGGGCUCGGACGACAUGACGAUCAAGCUCUGGGACUGGGAGAAGGGCUGGAAGUGCAUCCAGAUCUUCGAGGGCCACACGCACUACAUCAUGAACCUGUCGUUCAACCCCAAGGACUCGAACACGUUCGCGUCGGCGUGCCUCGACCGCACCGUCAAGGUGUGGAGCCUCGGCUCGCCCGUCGCCAACUUUACGCUCGACGCGCACGACAAGGGCGUCAACUACGUCGAGUACUACCACGGCGGCGACAAGCCCUACCUCGUCACGACCGGCGACGACCGCCUGAUCAAGAUCUGGGACUACCUGUCCAAGUCGUGCAUCCAGACGCUCGAGGGCCACACGUCCAACGUGUCGUUCGCCAUCUUUCACCCCUCGCUCCCGAUCCUCGUGUCGGGCUCCGAGGACGGCACGGUCAAGAUCUGGCACUCGUCGACGUACCGGCUCGAGAACACGCUCGACUACGGCCUCGAGCGCGCGUGGUGCGUCGCGUACGCCAAGAAGGGCAACGACGUCGCGUUCGGGUUCGACGAGGGCGCCGUCGUCGUCAAACUCGGCCGCGAGGAGCCCGCCGUGUCGAUGGACGGCCAGGGCAAGGUCGUGUACGCGCGCAACGCCGAGGUCCUCACGCUCGCGCUCCACUCGACGGCCGACGACACGGUGCCCGACGGCCAGCAGCUGUCGAUCCCGAGCCGCGAACUCGGCAACACCGAGGUGUACGCCUCGACGCUCGAGCACUCGCCCAACGGCCGGUUCGUCACCGUGUGCGGCGACGGCGAGUACAUCAUCUACACGGCGCUCGCGUGGCGCAACAAGGCGUUCGGCCAGGGCGUCGGCUUUGCGUGGGCGAGCGACUCGAACACGUACGCCGUGCGCGAGGCCGGGUCCAAGAUCAAGGUGUUCCGCAACUUCAAGGAGCGCACCGGGCUCGUCCACGUCGCGUACCCGACCGACGGCGUGUACGGCGGCCCGCUCCUCGGCGUCAAGGGCAUGGGCUUCGUGUGCUUCUACGACUGGGAGACGGGCAGCCUCGUGCGCCGCAUCGAGGUCGACGCGCGCAACGUCUACUGGUCCGGCACGGGCAACCUCGUGUGCAUCGCCGGCGACGAUUCGUUCUACGUCCUCCGGUUCGACCGCGACGCGUACCAGGACGCGCUCGACCGCGGGACCGACCUCGGCGACGAGGGCGUCGAGGAGGCGUUCGACCUCGAGUGCGAGAUCUCCGAGGCGAUCCAGACGGCCAAGUGGGUCGGCGACUGCCUCGUGUACACGACGGCCGCGCACCGCCUCAACUACCUCGUCGGCGGCCAGGCGCACACCAUCACGCACUUUGACGCGCAGAUGUACCUCCUCGGGUACCUCCCGCAGCACAACCGCAUCUACCUGUGCGACAAGGACGUCAACCUGUACGCGUUCAGCCUGUCGCUGUCCGUCAUCGAGUACCAGACGGCCAUCCUCCGAGGCGACCUCGACAGCGCCCAAGAGCUCCUCCCGCAGGUCCCGCAGGACCAGCGCAACCGCCUCGCGCGCUUCCUCGAGACGCAGGACCUGCGCGAGCUCGCGCUCGACAUCUCGACCGACCCGGACCACAAGUUUGAGCUCGCGAUCGCGCUCGACGACCUCGAGACGGCGCUCGCGCUCGCGCGUUCGAGCCCGCACCUCGGCUCGCAGGCCAAGUGGCGCACCGUCGGCGACCGCGCCCUCGCCGGCUGGAAGGUGCAGCUCGCCGACGAGUGCUUCAAGCAGGCGCAGGACCUGUCGGCGCUCCUCCUCCUGUACACGUCGACGGGCUCGCGCCCCGGGCUCGAGUACCUCGUCGAGCGCGCGACGGCCCAGGGCGCGUUCAACGUCGCGUUCGCGGCCGCGCUCCAGCUCGGCGACGCGCCGUCGUGCGUCGACACGCUCCUCGCGACCGACCGCGCGCCCGAGGCGGCCCUGUUUGCGCGCACGUACGCGCCGACCGAGGCUGGUCGGGCCGUCAAGGGCUGGCGGCAGCUCCUCGAGCAGGCCAAGAAGCCCAAGCAGGCGAGCGCGCUCGCAGACCCGGACGAGGACCCGCAGGAGUUUGUCGAGGGCUGGGCCGACGCGCUUGAGCGGCAGCGGGCCGGCGCACAGCCCCAGCAGCUCGAGUACGGGCAGGGUGAGGGCGACGAGGGCGAGCUCGUGCAGUACGGCGACGAGGAGGACGAGGGCGCGCCGAGACGGAGCGUUGACUCGGCGGCGUCGGCGGGGCGAGGAGGGCUCGAGCACGCGACGAACGGGAUCGAGGGCCUGUCGUUCGCCGAUGCACAUGAGCAGGACGACUUGAUGGGCGACGAGGCGGGCAGCACUGGCCUCGCACCGCCUGUGCCCGUCGUCAACGGCGCGCCGCCAGCGCACGACGACGAGGACCUCCUCAUGUAAAGGCCGCCGCGCCCGCCCGCACUUGUUCCUCUCUCUCUUUCUCCUCCCUCAUCUCGCCGUCCUCGUCUUCUUCUCCUCGGUUGUGCCCCCCCCCUCUUUCUCGCCCUUUGUCAUCCAAAAGCGCGAUUCCUUGCUGU